AGGCGGAGGCUGGGCCGGGCGCUGGCUGCUUCUCGGUGGUGCGGGGGUGAAGCUUUAGCUCCGAGCCCCCACUUCGGAAGGAGAGCCAGCUGGCGACUCCUGCAGCCGUGACCCUCUCGGGGGUCUCCCCACGCUCGCCCCAGCGCGAUGCAGCUGGCCGGCCGCUGGCUGCUGCCGCGUCUGCCCCGGGCACCCCCACGGUCCGCUGCUGCCCAGAUACUGUGUGUAAGUCCAACUGGAAAUAGGAAAUACCAUCCAUCACGCCUUUAUAGUGUACUGGUGCCACCUGAUGAAGUAGUCAUUAAUUACAGAUAUGGGCUUCCUUUGCUAACGCUAACUUUGCCAUCGAGACAGGAGCGCUGUCGGUUUACAAUCAAACCAAUGUUAACCACGGUUGGUUCAUUCCUCCAGGACAUCCAGAAUGAGGAUAGAGGUAUUAAAACUGCAGCUGUCUUCACCACAGAUGGGAAUAGUAUUCCAACUUCAACCCCAAUGGAGAUUUUGCUUCUGAAUGAUUUUAAACUGAUGAUAAAUGACAAGACAUAUGAUGUGCAAUGUCCUAGAAAAGGUGAGAAGCCAUGA
Messenger RNA from Gracilinanus agilis (Agile Gracile Mouse Opossum), 582 nucleotides. RefSeq names its product mitochondrial calcium uniporter dominant negative subunit beta (gene MCUB). The transcript is spliced from 4 exons. The coding region runs from base 148 to 582 and encodes 144 amino acids. The record is from RefSeq and is a predicted model, not a curated record. Lineage: Eukaryota; Metazoa; Chordata; Mammalia; Didelphimorphia; Didelphidae.